AUGGUCGACUAUGAGCAUCGGGGGAAAAAAAUUCGGGUCGACGAGGAGACCCUUAUCGUGCCUCUUCGUUCCCUUGCCACAACGGCCAGGGCUACGACCACUGUGUGGUACCUGGCCAAAGUUCUACCUCCAGCCGAUACUGGUCGAUGGUAUAGUGAAAGGAAAAGGCGGGCUGAGGAUGUAACCCGCGGCCUCGAGCGGGUCUUGGCAGGUCUUGUAUUUAUGCUCAAUGAAGACCUAGACAAGCAGAAUGAGCUCCACAAGGAGAUAACUCAGCAAAAAGAGGAGCUCCGCUUUCUGAAUCAACAUGCCAAUCAGCUGACUGUUAACAACCAUAACCUUUGCAAGAAGGUGGCCACGUUAAAUUAG
Striga asiatica is the source of this 369-nucleotide messenger RNA. The record is from the annotation of a GenBank genome assembly. Lineage: Eukaryota; Viridiplantae; Streptophyta; Magnoliopsida; Lamiales; Orobanchaceae.